Molecule: messenger RNA, 2354 nt
Organism: Polyodon spathula (Mississippi paddlefish)
Lineage: Eukaryota; Metazoa; Chordata; Actinopteri; Acipenseriformes; Polyodontidae
Gene: sack1d
Product: family with sequence similarity 83 member D
Exons: 4
Coding region: 12-1754 (580 amino acids)
Biological process (GO): regulation of ERK1 and ERK2 cascade; regulation of TOR signaling; positive regulation of cell cycle G1/S phase transition
Cellular component (GO): cytosol; mitotic spindle pole
Source: RefSeq, a predicted model, not a curated record
UACCGUGUAUCAUGGAUCUGUCCCAGUGCUUAGAUGAUUUCCCAGGCCCGGUCGACAGAAUGUACCAAUUUAAGAAUGACCCUAACCCACAGGGGCUUUACAACGAAGCGCAUAGGCUUGCGCUGGAAGAACUGAUAUCUGGUGGAAGAGAUGGCUUUUUAGAGUUUUUAAAAAAGGAGAAGAUCCCUAAUUUUCUUUCCGACGAUGAAAUAAGACGGAUAGUCCACUCUGCUAAUGAACCCAAACGGGUGUCUCUCGCCGGUGACGGGGGGGUCCUGGAACAGUCGAUAACCAGCUCGCUUGACUGCUCCUCCGUCACCUACUUCCCCGAGGUCUCGGACACAGAACCGCCCCACCUGGAGAUAGGGUGGCCUGCUUUCACAAGCAAUUCCUACAGGGGAGUCACCCGGGCAGUCGCUCACUUUCAGCCCAGCUACGGGGAGUGCAUUUACAGCUGCAAGGAGGCGGCGAGGAGAAUGAUAAAAAGUGCGAAAGAGGUUAUUGCCUUGGUAAUGGACUCUCUGACAGACUUGGACAUCUUUAAGGAUCUCCAGGAAGCAUGUACAAAGCGUAGAGUCCCAGUCUACAUCCUGCUGGACCAGUCCUGCCUCCCCUCCUUCCUACAGAUGUGCAAGAGCCUCAACGUGCGACUUGACGAACUGCAACAAAUGCGGGUGCGGACCAUAACUGGAGUCACUUAUUUCACACGAUCAGGGGCCAAGAUUGUGGGGAAGGUUCACGAGCGGUUCAUGCUGAUUGACGGCAACAGGGUGGCCACAGGCUCCUACAGGUUUACCUGGACAGAUGGCAGACUGAACAGCAGUAACCUGUUGGAGCUGUCAGGCCAGGUCUCUGAGCACUUUGACGAGCAGUUCCGGAUACUGUACGCUCAGUCCAAGCCGCUCAACCCCAAGGCCCCCUCCAGCUGCUGGAACAGCGGUGUCUAUGACCACCUCACCACUAAGCUGCCUGCAGUCCAUGAGGUACCACUGGCCAACCUGCUGGGAGUGGAGCCGUGCAGGCUGUCGAGCACGCCCAACAGGGCCAAGCCUGCCAUUGUGCCUCCUGGGGGUGAAGACAGCGAGCGCCUGAAAGACAGCAGAGUGUCCGAAGCUUCCACUAUCGGAGAGGAACCACCCAAGAUGGAAGAUUGGCUACAGGACCCCGAUCCUGUGGAGGGGGGCCAUCCAGCUGUCACUGCCGAUGCUCCAACUGCGGCUGCUGUUGGGGCGCCUGGGUGUACUCAAACAGAGAAGGCUGCCGAGGAACCCACCACAACGUGUCAUGCUUUCACCCAAACCAAUGUCCUGACAGUGGAUUGUGAUGCCCAAACUGAUGUGCUCUCCAAGGAGUACACUCAGUCAUCAAUGACAUCCUCUACAGGCUCAUCGACUCAAACCAACAGCCAGGAGAACUCUGCAGCACCUGUCCCCUCGUCUCAAGCUUCUCCUCGCAAGACCGAUGCCUUGAAAUGCUCUCCCCUGAAAAACCCGGACUCCUCCCAGUCUCCCGAUGGCUCGCUGAGGGUCUGCUUCCUGAAGCUGAGCAAAGAGCGCCAGUACCAUUACUCCACAAUCCGCGCCAAGCUCGACCACAUGGUCUCUCUUCUCUCCCAUCGCCGGGAGCUGGUUGGCCUGACCUUUAACCCUAGGAGCUACAACCACAGGAAGAUGCAGGAGCACAACCCCCAUGCUUUGAGAUUUCGAGGUGGUGCGGCAAUGCCGUCUCUGACCGUUCCAAAUAGACUCAAAUGAAAACCUGACAUUUGAAGAGCAACUUGGAAUGCGUAUGAAAUGCCACACCCAAACUAUUUUUCUUGUUUUUGCAGUCCCUUUUCUUACCCAGGUUGCUCCUUUUUAGGUAGACAACUUUUACUAUGUUGGGAUUGGAGCACUACCAAUGAACUGCUCUGAAUGACUUUUCAAAGAUCAUUCAGAAGUCAUCAGUAAUGUUACAAGUAUUGUAUAUCUAAUGGACAUGUGUUUAAAGUUACUGAUGAACUACCAUGGAAAGGGGCUUUAUUUACUGUCAUUUUGCAUUUUGCUAUUCAAUUUGAACAACCAGCAUUGAAACUGGGUAUAAAGCAACCAGCUAAAGAGGAAUGUAAGAUAAUAGGUAGUGAAUACAAACCUCCUGUCAUUUGCCAUGACAAUCUUCUAUAGAAAUUCAUUUUAGAGGUACUUGGUUAGGGUGAAAAGGUAGAACUAGCAUUACACUGAAUUUAUUUAAUAUAAAAUUGAAUUGUAUGUGCCUUACCUUUUAUUCUUGGUAAAUGGUGUUUCAUUUUAUUUUUUUUCUUCUUUUGGCAGCGCGACUUUAACGGAAGGGUCAAUCGCUUUCUCAUGAUCAAAAAU